CCAGCGCUGGCGAUGGCGGCGGCUCCGCGGUGGCGGGAGCGGCUCUUCGCCCUCUAUUUCCUCUCGCACAUCCCGAUCACGGCGCUCAUCGACCUGCAGCCGCUGCUGCCCGCCGGGAUCGCGCCGCGGGCCCUGACAGACCUGUUGCAGCAGUAUGCAACUGCCUUCAGGGACCCCAUGAUGCUGCAGCCCCCAGAGUGGUUCAAGGCGUUCAUCUACUGCGAAGCCUUUCUCCAGCUGCCCUUCUUCCCCAUCGCUGCCUACGCCUUCCUGAAAGGUGGCUGCAGAUGGAUCAGGACUCCUGCCAUUAUCUACUCCACCCACGUGGCCACCACUCUGUUUGCCAUCCUGGCCCACAUCCUGUUCCACGACUUCUCCAGGUCGGAGCAGGGGGGCCCCCAGACGCUGCGCGAGCGCCUGCUGCUGCUCUCCAUCUACCUGCCCUACCUGCUGAUCCCGCUGCUGCUGCUGUUCACCAUGCUCUGCAACCCCCACUACAAACACGUGGAGAAGAGGAAAAGGAAGUAGGCGGCUCUGGAGGUGGCACACACACACCUGGGCUGCACUUGGUUCUGACCCUGCGCUGGUGGAGUCCUCUGGGACAAACGUCUCCCUCGAGUUGGCUGCAGCUCUUCCCAGAGCACCGGCUGCUGCAAGGAAAAAUGGAAUUGCUUGGAGUGCACAGCCCUGCUGCCACCACACACAGCUCUGGCAGGGGCCUGGGCCAGCCUGGGGUCGGCUCUGUGCAGGGCCUCUCUCCCAGGAAAAUGGACUUUUAACCCUUUGAUGUGUAACUCUCUGAGGGGACACACACUCACUCACGCUGCAGCUGAUACUGUUCUUCCAGGGCCCCUUUUUCCAAGAUGACUGUUUGGAAACCACUCAAGUAGGAAAUUUGUCUUCCAACCACAUAUUCUGAAGAGUGCCCAACCCAUUACACACAGAUUUGCAGAGCUGAUCUUCUGAAGCAUUUCAAAUCAUAUCAUGAUUCUUAACUGCCUUGCCCCUUCCUUUAAAAUUUCCACUGCCUUUGCUCUGCUUCAUUUUGAUUAAUUAUAAAUGUCUGAUCAAUGAUAAAUGUGUGCCAAAAUCUGGGUUUAUGAAUGCUUAAAGUUACCCUUGACAACCCGGAGUACUGCCUAGAGGAUUCUGAAGUACUUCAGGAAUUGUAACCAAGGAGUUGGAAAUGUCUUUCUUCCCUAAAAUCACUUCUGGUAUGGAAAUAAAUAACUAAACGCAUUAAACUGCAUUCAGUCUUCUUCAGGGAAUGGCUGAAGGAACUUACAGUGGCCACGAGGUGGUGGAGAGUUCACAGAGUAGCUCCAUGCAUAAGUUACAACUACAGACAGAAGUUGGUUGAGGCUGGUUUGAUCUGGAGCCUGGUGAGGCGACGGCCCUGUGAAGCUGCUCAGGCUCUGCUGGUACAAUUUAGACUUCACUGUGUAAAGCUGAAGCCUUCCCCGGGCUUUGGAAAGGGCAACAUUUCCAUACUGGAGUGCUAAAGACAUACAGAAAAUGCUUCUAUUUGCACUUGAACAUGAGGCUUGUGUUUGUAGUUCAUAAGUAGUUUGUGCACUCCUGGUGUCACUGACACUUGGAAUGGUUUCCCUCAUCAGUCUGGUGCUCCAUCCUAAUAACGCCCAUGAAAGGAUUCAGCUCUCAUAUUACAACAGUCCUGAAUGGACAUUCCUCAGGAACAGUUCAAAGUUCUUAAUUCUCAUGUAGUUUCUGGUUUUUUGUGUCUGUAAUUGGUCCAAUCUGGAAAUAAUACAUUUCUGUCUUUUCUAAUUCUAUAGAAAAAGUAACAUAGGCAAUAUAAAUCCAAUACUGUUGCUUGUAAAUCCCUACAAUGAAAAAUAACAGAGCAGAGCAACUAAUUCUGGUAC
Messenger RNA from Ficedula albicollis (Collared flycatcher), 1886 nucleotides. It is a transcript of the gene TMEM97, whose product is annotated as transmembrane protein 97. NCBI's taxonomy places the organism in Eukaryota, Metazoa, Chordata, Aves, Passeriformes, Muscicapidae. The transcript has 3 exons. Bases 13 to 528 code for a protein of 171 amino acids. Gene Ontology annotation, cellular component: endoplasmic reticulum. The record is from RefSeq and is a predicted model, not a curated record.